CGCUGCGCAGUCAUGUUCACUGCCGAGGCGACCACUGAGGCGGCAGUCCCAGCGGAGCCCAAUGCUGCGGAAGCCCCCGGAGUCUCGGAGCGCGAGGAGCCGACGUGGGCCUGGAAAGAUGCCCCGAUCCGGACGCUGGUGCAGCGCAUCCACCAACUACAGGCUGAGCGUUCGCAGGCCUUCCGCCGCUUGGAGGACACCCCCACCUGCCGCAGAGGCCAUCGCCAGUACCUGCUCAGCGGCCCGCCCCACGACUUUCCGCGCUACCGGAGCACCGUGCACGAGGUGACCCAGAUCUUCGCUGCCGCCUCGCGGGAGGUGCUGGCGGUGGAGGCUGAACUGGCUGGGCCGCGAGCGCAGCCGCUUCUCGCCGGCCAUGUGCGCAACCUUCAGCAACUGGAGCAGACACGCCUGGCCACGGUGGCCCUACUGCAGUUGAUGGGGACACCGGAGCUGAAUGAGCAGGAAGACACCCUACAGAUGGACCAGCUGAAGAUCAAGGUAAUUAAAACCAUGGAGGCGAUCAGCGAGGUCCUCCAGGACCUCAGGUUUGAUGCAGAAUCUGCCGAGUGAUGGUGGCUCCCGAGGGACGCACUCAGGGAAAUGGGGUGGGUGGUGCCCAUCCCAGCCCCGAGCACCUUCUGGUGGGGGUUGCACCCUGCUGAGCUGCUGCCCCUCAACUUUGCUGCCCCUCCCACAAUAAAGGACCUUUUGUCCAUAACCACUCCACUGUCUCUGUGUCCUGGGGUGCUCAAUGGGGAGUGGGCCCCCAUGGGGCCAGGGAUGGCAGUUGGAUGAUUUCAUACCCAUCUCAGAUUGUAGGAAGUCUGGCAUUUGUAAUCACAUUCUCCAAGGAGUUAAGAAUCAGCUGCUUCAGAUCCUGAAGAGAAAGAGCCUGAUAGUCUGGGAGGUGAAGACUCCAUCCCCAGACUCAUUAGGAUUCCUCAUGCCGCCCCUAAAAUCCACUGUCCCCAACCCAGACCAGGCCACUCAGACUCCAAACUCACCUUCACAAUCAAGGCACCUAAAUAGCAUGUUUAUUUUAAAAGACUCUGGAGGGGUCCAGGGUGGGGGAAGUAAUGACCUCUCCACCAGGCAGGGGUUCUGGGCAGCUCAGCCACUACCACCCCCGCCAACACACCCACUGUGGCACACAUGGAGAUCAGAGCUGUUGUGGUCCUUGGAGCUCGAGUGCCCACUCCCUGAGGCAAGGGUACAGAGGUGGCUCUCAACUGGGUGUGGCCUCUAGUUCUCCAGGCUGCAGGGAGGUCAGCUCUAUCCUCUAGAGUUUAUCUGGCAGGACCUGCAAGCAAAGAGAAAGCCAGCUUAGGCAGGGGCCUUGGGAGAAGCCGGUAACAGAGCAACUAAGGUCUCAUUCAGGCCUCACACCCACCACUUUCAACUGGAUGACCUUGGGUAGGGCACUGCCCCUCUCUGGGCCUUGGUUUCUUCAUCAGAGAAGUAAGAAUAUCCAUCAUGAGGUGUCCUGCAGGUAAAGGACUUGGCACAGGGCCAGCAUGCAGUAGGCGCUCAGACAUGCUAACUAGGGUAUGUUCAUCAGACAUUCUCAGGGGGCCGGUUGCCCUUACUGAGCUAAAGACCACAGAGUCAGGCAUACAGUUAGGAGUUAAGUAAAAGCCGAUAAAGGAGCAGGAGAGUCUAUCUCAGCUUCUCCAAGGCCAAGGGUAGAGGACCACAGCCUGUGGCCACCAGGAGGGGCCCUUGUCUCCCUACCGCCAUCCACCGGGGCCCCCUUACCUCUCGCCGAGCCCCGUCUGCCCGAGGGCAGGAUCCCC
This is a messenger RNA of Talpa occidentalis (Iberian mole), 1796 nucleotides long. It is a transcript of the gene REX1BD, whose product is annotated as required for excision 1-B domain containing. The transcript has 5 exons. Bases 13 to 573 code for a protein of 186 amino acids. The record is from RefSeq and is a predicted model, not a curated record. Lineage: Eukaryota; Metazoa; Chordata; Mammalia; Eulipotyphla; Talpidae.